Messenger RNA from Drosophila sulfurigaster albostrigata, 937 nucleotides. RefSeq names its product ubiquitin-conjugating enzyme E2 N-like. The record is from RefSeq and is a predicted model, not a curated record. NCBI's taxonomy places the organism in Eukaryota, Metazoa, Arthropoda, Insecta, Diptera, Drosophilidae. The transcript has 2 exons. Bases 223 to 678 code for a protein of 151 amino acids.
CCGAUUACUGAGCUAGUUUUUUGUUCAAGUUUUAGGGACACAGGCUGGCGAAUUUGCUUUUUACACACAAAAAAAGUAAAAGCUGAUUAGUAAUAAAAAUUUCUAACAAAUUUAUUAUUAGUUGAUCAAUAUAAUCGUUCGGCGCUGACCAGAGUGAACUCGAAAGUUUGGGCAAAAGUUGCAGCAACUUGGGGCGAGAAUAAAGAAAAAAAAGAAGAAAUCAUGUCCAGUUUGCCACGUCGCAUCAUCAAGGAGACACAGCGUUUGAUGCAGGAGCCGGUGCCCGGCAUCAAUGCCAUUCCCGACGAGAACAAUGCACGCUACUUCCAUGUGGUGGUUGCCGGUCCAAACGAUUCGCCGUUCGAGGGAGGAGUCUUCAAAUUGGAGCUGUUUCUGCCCGAGGAUUAUCCGAUGUCGGCACCCAAGGUGCGUUUCAUCACAAAGAUCUAUCAUCCGAAUAUCGAUCGCUUGGGCCGCAUUUGCCUUGAUGUGCUGAAAGACAAAUGGAGUCCAGCGCUGCAAAUUCGCACCAUACUUCUGUCCAUUCAGGCGCUCCUCAGCGCCCCCAAUCCCGAUGAUCCUUUGGCCAACGAUGUCGCCGAAUUAUGGAAGGUCAACGAGGCCGAGGCCAUUCGCAAUGCUCGUGAAUGGACUCAGAAAUACGCUGUCGAAGACUAAAGGCUGAAGUUAACACAUAAAUCGAUUGGAGUUUGGGAGCCGGUUGCGAAGCCGGAAAAGGAGAUAAGGAUGAAUACGGAUGCGCAACAGCUAACUUAUUUUUUAGGGAUCUGCGGUUAGUUCGCUCUCAUCCCGCUUAAACGAGAUACGAAUUAUCUUCUUUUUUGUAAUACACAUUUUUUUGUAUUUAUCGUUGUCGAGGAUAUAAAAUGGCGGUAAUAAAUAAUAAAAAUCUAAUGAUAAUGCUAUAAUAAAAAAA